Anthonomus grandis grandis is the source of this 4816-nucleotide messenger RNA. It is a transcript of the gene Strip, whose product is annotated as striatin-interacting protein 1 homolog. Gene Ontology annotation, cellular component: cytosol. The record is from RefSeq and is a predicted model, not a curated record. Lineage: Eukaryota; Metazoa; Arthropoda; Insecta; Coleoptera; Curculionidae. The coding region runs from base 227 to 3145 and encodes 972 amino acids. The transcript has 15 exons. Gene Ontology annotation, biological process: cytoskeleton organization.
AUCAAAAAUCAGUUGAUAUUGAUAUUUGAUAAUUGAUAAAUUUUUUUCACAUAGUAAAUAAUGCUAUUUUUUAAAUUAAGAUGGAUCCAAAUGGAAACGGAAAGAAAGACGUCAAGCCUUUGCUGAGAGAAAUUCUUCGUCGCCAACGUUUAGAUUUAGAUUAAAGAAGAAUAGAUCAAGACAGCAGAACAGUAAAACAGCAUUCCAGAUUUAAAAAGUCCUUAUCAUGUCAACCAAAGAGAAAUCAGAAGAACCAUACAUCUGGUAUAAAGAGAAAUAUUAUCCCGGUAUUGAUGUGCAGCUAUAUGCAAAGCAAGAAGAAAGUCCAAAAACAUCCUCGCAGAGUGAGAAUAGUCUUUCCAUAGGCAAGCAGUGCAAAGAUGUAAUUGCCAAGUUUAAGUGUCCACAUUCAAAAAAUUUGUAUGCGAUUGAACAAUCUGAUAGUCCUUUGGAUUAUGAUGACAAUUUAUUAUGUGACUUAUCAAUCUCUGAUAAUGAGGAAGAACAUUAUAAAGAAAAAUUAGUAGUAGAUGACGGGCUCGGGCUGGAUCAUAUAUUUGGUCCAGUUGAAGAUAGGAGUGAAAAUGAAGUACUUUUCUACAAAGGCUUUGAAGAAGACGAUGACGAAGAACUUGAUGAAGAAACUGAUGAGAUUGAAACUCCUCAUGUUCCAAUUCCCUGCGAAUUAACUCCACCAAUCAUUUUGUUAAAUGAAAGCCCACCGCCGGGUCAGGUAGGAGACUAUCCACUGGAAGACUUAGAGUUUGUUUACAAUGAUACAGACACUCACGUCAAUGAGAUCUCAGAGUUGUACAGCUAUACCGAACAGGGAGAGUUAUCUCUUAACCUCAAGGCAUUUGAAGACCAGAUGGAGGAAUUUCAACUGCCUCCAAGCUGGCAAAAAUUAUCAAAAGAAAACAGAUAUAACAUAAUUCUGAAACUUGUUGAUCAGUUGGAAUAUAGUGUAAAACCUGUACGAAUGAGAACUGCCAGAUGUAUACUCUACAUUGCCCAAGGCUGUUGGGCCGAAGUUCAAUCAGACACUGAACAACAGCAUUGGUCAAGAGUGAAUUCUCUUCAGCUGUUCCAGUUAGGAGCUUUUGAGUCCCUUCUUCCACUCUUAAAUCUUGAAAUUGAUAAUCAAACUGCUGCCCAUGUGGCAAUGAGAAAAAUCGCAGUUUCCCUUGCAGACUCUCAAGAUCUAAGAGUUAUAAUUUCAAUAAUGUACAUUAUAAUUGAAACAUGUAGGGUGGAAUUGGCAUCAGAAAAUAGUGAUAUACCUGAAAUUAAAAAUCAAAUACAAGCGUUUAUUUCGGAAAUAGGUCAUUUUGCUGGAGAAGAUAAUUUAGUAAUAAAAUUACUUUCAAUGGUAACACGGUUUUGCAGUGGGGCAUCCCCGCACUUUCCAAUGAAAAAAGUUCUGUUAUUAUUGUGGAAAAUAAUCCUAUUGACACUUGGUGGUAUGGAAACACUCAAAAAUUUAAAGAAGAAAAAGAGAGAGGCAGCUAAUCUACCUCCACAGGACGAAGAUACAAUGGAAAUCGCUAGAACCAUGCGAUCUUCUUCUCCACCAGCCAGUGCUAGUGACCUCUUGGAGUUCCAAAACCAAAAACGAAGACCGUUUAGAAGGAGUUUGAUGAAACAAAGUAGCUUAGACGACCAGGAAUCACUGGCCAUGGAAAUUGAAACUUCCAUGGGUGGCGAAAAUGGUGAUGAUAUCGCCGACAUGGUGGAAUACGACGAGCGUCGUCCUACCGAUAAUAUCGAAGCUAGUCAAAUGUUUAAUAAUCACAUUUUUAAUAUGUAUAACAUGCAGGUUUCCCCGCCGCCUGAGCCUGAGACAAUUUUUAAAGCGUUACCUUGGAAAUCUAAGAUUAGACAGAAAGACGUUGAAAAUUAUAUAGAUAAUUCGCGCACCAAGUUCUUGGGGUAUAAUUUGCCCGGAGACAAUACAACUGUAUUUGGACUGCCUAAUCCUAUCAUUGAUUCAAUUAACAUUUUAAAAGAGCACGUAUAUACCUCGCUAGCGGAGCUCCAGAUUAUGAAAGAAGAAGAAAUUGCCCGCAAUCCAUUUUCGACCAAAGAAGAUGAAAUAGAACUCACCCCAACGGAAAUUUUGUAUCAGGCGAUGUUACCAAAUCUACCUCAGUACAUGAUUGCGCUGCUGAAAAUUUUACUUGCUGCGGCACCCACGUCCAAAACCAAAACCGACUCGAUCAAUAUCAUGUCGGACGUUUUACCUGAAGAAAUGCCGAUGACAGUAUUACAGUCGAUGAAGCUCGGGAUUGACGUCAACCGUCAUAAGGAAAUAAUCGUAAAAGCCGUCUCGGCUAUAUUGCUACUGCUUCUCAAACAUUUUAAAUUAAACCACAUUUACCAAUUUGAGUUUAUGUCGCAACAUUUAGUGUUUGCCAACUGUAUACCGCUGGUUUUAAAAUUUUUUAAUCAGAAUAUUAUGGGAUACGUUGGAGCUAAAAACGCCAUCCCAAUAUUGGAUUUUCCUUCAUGUGUAAUUGGAGACCAACCAGAACUGACGGCUGAGAGUCUAGAAAUCGGAGAUGCUGCAUUGUUUUCAUGGAGAAAUAUGUACUCUUGUAUAAAUCUGCUUCGCAUUUUAAAUAAACUUACCAAAUGGAAACAUUCACGCAUUAUGAUGUUAGUGGUCUUUAAAUCUGCUCCGAUUUUAAAAAGAACCUUAAAAGUUAGACACGCCCUGACUCAGCUUUAUGUGCUUAAGCUGCUUAAAAUGCAAACUAAGUAUUUAGGCAGGCAGUGGAGGAAAUCGAACAUGAAAACUAUCAGCGCGAUCUAUCAGAAAGUUCGUCAUCGUCUUCUCGAUGAUUGGGCUUUUGGAAAUGAUCUUGAUGCUCGUCCAUGGGAUUUUCAAGCCGAAGAAUGUGCCCUUCGAGCGUCAGUCGAUCGGUUCAAUAAUAGACGUUAUACUCAAAAUAUAGAUAGCGAAUUCGAACCGGUAGACAACAGCCUAACUGGCGUUCUCGGCAACGAUAUUGAAUUGUCUGAAGAAUUUAAAAAACACUAUCAUUUGUGGGUGGAACAAGAGGUGUUCGGACCAGUGCCGAUCAAUUGGGAAGAAUUAUUGAUCAACAUUUCCGAUGAAUUCCCACCGUCGACUAAAAAAGAGUAAUUUUUGUAUUUAUUUAUUUAUUUUCUUGUUUAAAAUUUUUUGAUAUGUAUAUCCACUUUGGUUUAUUAAAUUAUAUAAAUUGAUAUUAUGCCUGCCUAGAUUAAUUUAGGAGUUUUAUACUGCUUUUUCUUUUGUGCCUAUCAUAAUUGUUGUGUCCUCCAUAAAAUCUUUUUAUAGGAAAAAUGGUCCAAACUGAGUAAAUAUUUGCAAGAUUAAUGUAUUGAAUAUGGUAUUGUGUAAUAUAAAAGAAUAACUUCAUUAACCAAAAUGAGGAAGUCAAUUUUAGUUAAUAUUCCAAUAACUAGGAAGGUAACUAAUAAUUGAUUAUGGCCUAGGGUAUAUUUUGGCAACCAAAAAAAAUGGGCAGUAUAGAUAUUCUAAAUGUCUUUAUUAACUGUAAUUCUUAAGUACUCAUUUGUAAGUCUACUAUUUGACACUCACAAAAUUAAUGUUCGAUGGGUUGCAUUUUAUUAAAUGCUUUGAAAGUGUUUAAUAUGCGUUAAGGUCUAUUUUUUGCUCUCGAAUGUAUUGGAUUUAUUAUAAUUAUAGUGAGGCAACGAACUCCUAUAAUAGAUUAAGAAGUUUUACUAAAACUUUACAAACAAAAAUUAAAACUGCCGCAGUAAAUACGCUUAUGAAACGGUUUGAGAAAAGUAAACACCAAUUUUUUAAAUAUGGGAGUAGGUAGUGUUAUUUAAAUCUUCUUUCUAUAUAAUGCCUUAAAGAAACGUUGCCUUGUAAUAAAAAAACAGCCAGUUACUCUAGUUUAUUAUUUUACUCUCUGUACAUAAAAGAUAAUAUAUAAUAAGUCUUCCUAAUAAAUAUUUCUGCUAAAUUUGUUACUUCAAGAUACAUUUAUGAAAAAUAGGCCUUACGCGUUUAUUAGUUGAAUUCCAUUUCGUUAAAAUUGUGUGUAUAGAACUUGCUAUGAAAACAUUUUAUAUACAUGAUAAAAACAUAUAUUGAGAACCACUUAAUACUUAGGCAUCAUCUGUUUAGUAUAUAUCAGCAAAGCAAACGAGUUCUUAGAGACAUUUGCAAUCAUCAACGCAGAAAUUUCCAUUUUAAAAUGUUCAUUAGUUCAAACAUAAAAAAAAAAGAUUUUCGAGGACCUUGUCUAUAUAAAAAGUGAUCCCAACUAAGAAUACAACCAAUACAUGUAUAAUAAUUCUUAGUAGGUAUAAUGUCGCACAUGUAGUGUCCUUGUGAUGCAAUAAGAUAAAUUAGGUAAAUGUUUUUAUACUCUGCCUCAUAAAAAUGCAUUACUUGUGAUUUUAUAAAACCAGCCUUUUUAGUUCCAGUUUUAAUGGGGCUAAAGACUGUUUUGUUAAAGCAGGGCUUUGAAUCCCAAUCCUGUCAGUGUCAAACCAGUUCUUGCAAAGGUAGUUAGUUAUAAGUUUUGUGGGUAAAACAGUCUUGAGUCCCAUUUUGGUUGUCUAUAUAUUUCUAAUAAUUUUUUUGUAUAUUUUGUUUUUCAUUGGUUUAAGGGACUGUUGAAAGGCUACUUUUACUUGUUACAGAUAAAACGUUCUCAUUAAUAUAGUAACCCUAUCCAUAUAUAUUAUGUAUGUAUAUUAAGAAUGCAAGGAUUUGGUUCAAUAACUAGAGGUGGUCUUUAGUCCCUUUAUUAGUUAACUAUCCUGAGAGUUCUAAUAAAUCAUUAGUAUAGAA